Messenger RNA from Neopelma chrysocephalum (saffron-crested tyrant-manakin), 3179 nucleotides. RefSeq names its product Rho GTPase activating protein 22 (gene ARHGAP22). Bases 509 to 2677 code for a protein of 722 amino acids. The record is from RefSeq and is a predicted model, not a curated record. Gene Ontology annotation, molecular function: GTPase activator activity. Lineage: Eukaryota; Metazoa; Chordata; Aves; Passeriformes; Pipridae. The transcript is spliced from 10 exons. Gene Ontology annotation, cellular component: focal adhesion. Gene Ontology annotation, biological process: activation of GTPase activity; signal transduction.
GGAUGCAGUGCGCAGCAGGCGGCCCAGCACGCCGCUGCCCUCAGGACCAGCGCACUUGGUAUUUCUUAUAAUGCAGAAGAAAUCACGACGAGUCAGGUUCAGCUCCUGAUCUGAUCCUUGUCGAGUCAAAGCAUCUGUUGAGCGCGACCGGAGGAAGAUGCAGACCGGGAGCGGGGAUCCGCGCCGCUCCCUGCAAGCGGCACAUUGAUCAUUGGCCGCGUGGCCAAUUAGCGCCAGGAGCCAGGUCCAGCCCUCGUGUCUGCGCUCUGGUGAUCUAUCGCCAAUAAUUACCGACACACUUAAUGCCUAGUUUGGAUGGGAAUUAAUUGGAGGCUGGAUAAAUAAUGCAUUAGGGUUUAUCCAGCCCCCAUGUGAAGCGUCUCCCCCGAGCCAGAGCUGGAAGCGGCGAGAAGCGGCGAGAAGCGGCGUCUGAGCGGCGGUGGCGGCGAUGCGCGGGGCGGCGGCCGGGCCCGGGUGCUGAUGCUGCGAGCAGCGCCCAGCCGGGAGCAUGCUGAGCCCCAAGAUCAGGCAGGCCAGGAGAGCCCGGUCAAGGAGUUUGGUGAUGGGUGAACAGAUUGGGCCUCCCUCCAGACCUUCUUCUCCAAACCCUCAAGAACGUGUGCUGAAGUGUGGCUGGCUAAAGAAACAAAGGAGCAUUAUGAAGAACUGGCAGCAGCGGUGGUUUGUGCUGCGUGGGGAUCAGCUCUUCUAUUACAAGGAUGAAGAGGAAACUAAACCUCAGGGUUUGAUAUUACUGCAAGGCAAUCAAGUGAACGAGCUGCCACCUAAUCCUGAUGAACCAGGAAAACAUCUCUUUGAAAUUACCCCAGGUGGUGCAGGGGACCGGGAAAAGAUGCCUGUCAAUCAUGAGGCUUUCCUGCUCAUGGCUAAUUCCCAGAACGAAAUGGAAGAUUGGGUAAAAGCCAUCCGACGGGUUAUAUGGGCUCCAUUUGGUGGAGGUAUUGCAAAUAGCUCACAUGCACAUAAAUUAAAACAUUUGCCUCAAGGGAUCUUUGGACAGCGGUUGGAGGACACCGUACAGUACGAGCGGAAGUAUGGCCAGCGCUUGGCCCCACUCCUGGUGGAACAGUGUGUGGAUUUUAUUCGGGAGCGAGGUCUUACAGAGGAGGGGCUCUUUCGGAUGCCUGGACAAGCCAACCUUGUCAAAGAUCUGCAGGAUUCUUUUGACUGUGGAGAGAAACCCCUUUUUGACAGCAACACAGAUGUUCACACUGUGGCGUCCCUCCUGAAGCUUUACCUUCGAGAGCUGCCAGAGCCUGUCAUCCCCUUUGCCAAAUAUGAAGACUUUCUUUCUUGUGGACAACUACUCUCAAAAGAUGAGGGAGAGGGCACCCAGGAACUGGUUAAACAGGUGAAGAAUUUGCCCCAAGCCAACUACAACCUCCUCAAAUACAUAUGCAAGUUCCUCGAUGAAGUUCAGGCUCACUCCAGCAUUAACAAGAUGAGUGUCCAGAACCUGGCUACAGUAUUUGGACCAAAUAUAUUACGUCCCAAAAUGGAAGAUCCGGUGACCAUGAUGGAAGGCACCUCACUAGUUCAACACCUGAUGACAGUGCUGAUAAGUGAACAGGGACGAAUCUUUGCUGUUCCCCAGGCAGAUGUGCCAGGGAGCCAACUGGAAAUCAGGCCUGUGCGGCAGCGCAGUACUGUGGAGUGGAUCUCUGAGGAGGACGGGGAGGACAGCAGGUCAGAGAACAGUGCUCCCAGCCCCGCUGAUUUGCCUUCUAGCAAUGUUGUGGCACUGGAGGCCACCUCAGGACCUGCAGUGAAAAACACUCCUCCAGAGCAUAGUGGCAAAUUAACUCAGCCUGCCACCAGCCCCAGUAAAAGAGUGCAGACACUGCCUCCAUGGAAAUACUCCUUCCGCCAGCAGGGAGCACGGUCUGUGAGUCCAAAGCUGGGCAGCUCAUCCUUAGAUAUCCCCAACCUCUCCUCCAGCGGGAACUGGUUGAUGAACGGACUGUACUCACUCCGAGGCCACCGCCGGACAGCAUCUGGGGAGCGAGUUAAAGACUCAUGUUCCUCCCAGAGACUCUCCACUUACGACAACGUCCCCUCGUCCAGCCUGUCCCUCAGCACACACAGCAUGGCCAGCACUACAUGGUCAACGUCGUCAUGUGAGAUUUCCGUGAUGGACUCAGUCAGCAGCUGCCCAGCCUGCCGGGCCAGUGACUCUUCUGCUUUAAGCUCUCUCAAAACCGAGUGGAUAACUCAGGGCUCGCUGUCUCAGAGCGAGGGCAAGACUGCAGACCUGGAAAACAGCAUGGACAGGUUUGAUGCAUGCAGCACCAGCAGCAGUGAACAGAGCGAUCCAGCUGCAGCUUCCCGAGACUCUGUCCAAUGCUCCAGGGCCUUACAGAGCUUGGUGGUGGAGCUAAAGACAGAACUGAGCAAACAGAGGACUGAGUAUGAGACUAGUAUCAAAAGAAUUGAAGAAACAAGUGCAGACCUGAGGAAACAAGUGGUUAGGUUAGAAGAAGAACUGGACCAAGAACGAAAGAAAUACACAAUGCUGGAGAUCAAGCUGAGGAAUUCUGAACGUGCUCGUGAAGAUGCUGAGAAGAGAAAUUACCUCCUGCAGAAGGAAAUGGAGGAGUUUUUUUCAACAUUAGGAUGUUUAACUCUUGGGAGUCAAAGUGCUAAAGUCCCCAAGUAGAACAAGCACAGAAAUUUCUAUUUCUGGCAAAAUGAGUGAAAAUGCACACUUUUUUCUGGUAUACUCAUGUAUCAUGAGUAAUUCUACAGUGAUUGUGCUAUUGGUGACACUUGCUCUGUUGUCUUUACAUGUGCUAUAGUAUUUGGGCCAGCUGGGAAAGUGUGACCAUAAUGCCUCAAAGUUUAGAUGUCAGAUGGCCAGGAAAGGGGCCCCCUUUAUAUCCACAGAACAAAAGACACUCUUCUCCAGAGUUGUCCUGCCAUCUUUGGAUUCAAAUGCACCAUCCUUUCGCUGGCUCAAGGACAGUGGAAAGUCCUGCAGUGUGGGUGGAUGGCCAGAACCGAUGGACAGGCUGAGCCAGGAGAUGAGGGCCUCCUGCACUUGUGCUUGGGGAGAUGGCAGUUCCAGUCUGGCACCGCAGCCAGUGGGGUUGUUUACCAGAGGGAUUCUAAUGAGGUGGUUUUCUCCCCACUCCAUAUAUAAAGUUUGUUCAAAUUUCUCA